AUGCAUGCCAGGGCUCAUGCCACAAAGUGUGAGCUUAAAUGGAGUGGCAGGAAUCAGGAGGGAGCGGGCACAACGGCUGGUGAAGAGGUUGAGCAGGUGAACAGCUACCUCUCCCGUUGUGCUCUGACAACAAAAUAUAUGUCUAAAGCAGCCCGUGUGGACAUGCUGACUGUCCAUGCAAUGGAAUGGAACAGGCACAAGGGAGACAAUCUCCACAAGGCCCUCUCCACAAGAUAUGUGAAGACUUGUCAAAGAGCUGUGGAGGAGACAGCAAGACUUCUAGAGCUCAGAGAAGAGGUCCAUUGCUCAGAGGAGAUGGCACUGCAGUGGGUUAUGGAUGUUCAGGAAUGGGCUGGGGAGACAACAGAUGCCGCCAGUGAUCAACGAUCCCUGCAACAACAGUCCAUUGAGGGGCUUCAUCUGAGCCUUCACCCCAGAAAACAGAGCCUCUACCAUCAAAAUGACAGCAACAAGCUUCGUCACCGCCUGCGCAAAAAUUUGGCGAAAGACAAGCGGCGUCUCUUCGAACAGAUUGCCGAAUACAACAGGCUGGUGUCAGAGAUGCAAAUCAAUGUGGCAGUGGUCGAGAGGUCGCUGGCUUGA
Lampris incognitus (smalleye Pacific opah) is the source of this 603-nucleotide messenger RNA. RefSeq lists its product as uncharacterized. The record is from RefSeq and is a predicted model, not a curated record. The transcript has 6 exons. Bases 1 to 603 code for a protein of 200 amino acids. NCBI's taxonomy places the organism in Eukaryota, Metazoa, Chordata, Actinopteri, Lampriformes, Lampridae.